Messenger RNA from Ziziphus jujuba (common jujube), 1099 nucleotides. RefSeq names its product high mobility group B protein 1. NCBI's taxonomy places the organism in Eukaryota, Viridiplantae, Streptophyta, Magnoliopsida, Rosales, Rhamnaceae. The coding region runs from base 371 to 886 and encodes 171 amino acids. The transcript is spliced from 8 exons. The record is from RefSeq and is a predicted model, not a curated record.
CCCGUACAAAAGCCGAAAAUUUUCAAUCUAUUUUAAUAAUAGAAACCCAAAAUUAAAAUAAAUAAAUAAAUAAAUGGUUUACACUUUACAGUACUAGAACCUUGAAACCGGUUAUAGUCGGUAAAAGCACCUGCUUCGCUGACCUCGUGAGGCGGUCUAAGUUCCCGAGUGUUUCACCGUCUGAUUCGGUUGCUUUGUCAAUUUCCCACUUCUCGCUCGGUCGUACACUUUUCUUUUCAUCUGCUUUUUUAUUUUUAUUUUUAGUCUCUCUCGGCGUUUUGAGAUUCGCUCGCUCCGAUUUCUCUGCGAAUCGACGCUCGGUUACGUACUUUAUCAGUUCUUGAUUAACAAACCAGGAAGUUUCUCAAGGAUGAAAACCGCAAAGGGUAAGGGGACGGCAAAGUACUCAAAGGAAGUUUUGAAGCCUGUGGAUGACAGGAAUGUUGGGAAGCGGAAGGCUGCCGAAAGGAGCAGUAAACGCCAGGUCAAGAAUGUUAAGAAGGCUAAGAAAGACCCGAACAAGCCCAAGAGGCCAUCUAGUGCUUUCUUUGUGUUCCUUGAGGAGUUCAGGAAAGAAUUCAAGAAGGAAAACCCUAAUGUGAAGGCUGUAUCGGCUGUUGGAAAAGCUGGAGGAGCAAAGUGGAAAUCCAUGUCUAGUGCUGAGAAAGCACAGUAUGAAGCCAAGGCCGCAAAAAGGAAGACUGAUUAUGAGAAGCAAAUGAAGGCAUACAACAAGAAGCAGGAGAGCACAGCAGAUGAUGAUGAUGAGGAAUCAGACAGGUCAAAAUCUGAAGUGCAUGAUGAUGAGGAUAAUGAUGAGGAGGGAGGGCAGCAUGAAGAGGAGGUGGAGGAAGAGGAGGAGGACGAGGAAGAGGAUGAUGACUGAAACUAGUAAUUCUCAACUGCGGCUAGUAAUUCUCAACUGCGGCGGAAUGUUUAAUACUCAAGGGGUCAAAUGGUAUAGAUUUUGUAUGUUCAUAACUUUAGUUUAGGUUUAGGUUGCAUGUGGUGUAUCCGUGAACAAAGAACGCCCCCUUGUGCUGCCAUAAUUUUAUUAUUACAAGCAUAACCGGCUAUAUGUUACCUCGGUAUUUAUUUU